Messenger RNA from Vigna unguiculata (cowpea), 1238 nucleotides. Its product is annotated as protein neprosin-like. NCBI's taxonomy places the organism in Eukaryota, Viridiplantae, Streptophyta, Magnoliopsida, Fabales, Fabaceae. The record is from RefSeq and is a predicted model, not a curated record.
GAAAAGGAUGACCACUACAUUAUUCUUUUUUUUGUGCUUGUGUUCAGUGAUUAGCCACAAUGUUGAUGGUAUUCAAGAUACCUUGAAGGAAGAUUUGGAGUAUGAGACAAAACCAAACCUCAUUAAUAAGACUCCAAUCAAGACUAUUUAUACAAAAUUUGGAGAUAUUAUUGAUUGCGUUGACAUUUACAAACAGCCAGCCUUGGAUCAUCCUUUACUAAAAAAUCACAAAUUGCAAAUAAAACCCAACUUUGAAAAUUUAAUUGAAAAAACAUUUGUGAAUAAUUCACAAAUUGGAUCCAUGUUUGGGCUUGAUGGGGAAGAAUGUCCACCAGGAACAGUUCCUAUACAUAGAGUGAGAUCUGUUCUCUCUGAAGAAAAAAUAUUAAAGAAUCAUAUACUGAGUAAAAACUUACCUGGUCUUCAGCAUGCAGAAACAUAUAUUACAAGAAAGUAUGGUCCUUUUUAUAAAGUUAGUGGAACAACUAGCAUUUAUAAUCCAAAAGUUGAAAAAGGUCAAGUCUCUAUGGUUCAUAUAUGGGUUGAAAAUGGACAUGUAAAGUCUUCCAACAGAAUAAUUGCUGGAUGGCAUAUCAUUCCAAAAUUAUACGGUGAUGCAAGAACCCAUUUUUAUACAGGAUGGACGUCAGAUGAUUUCCAGAAGACAGGAUGCUACAAUACCAAAUGUCGAGGUUUUGUUCAAGUUGACACUAAGAAUUUUCCUGGAAAAUAUUUCGCUGACAUAUCUAAGAUUGGUGGACCAACUUAUGAGACUUACAUGGCUAUUACUCAGGAUAAUCAGACAAAAAAUUGGUGGAUAAGUCUAGGAAAUGUAAGCGUUGGAUAUUACCCAGCUGCAUUAUUCUCAAACUUAGGGUCAGCAUCCAUUGUAGGGUGGGGUGGGAGAACGAGAGCUAAUACUGGUGGUAUUAGUCCUCCAAUGGGAUCUGGGCAUUUUCCUGAUGGAAACAAGGCCCGUGAAUGUUAUUUUAGUUCUCCCAAGGUUCAAGAUGCAUCAAGAAAAGAUUAUACACCAGCCUCUAAGAAGACUAAAAUCCGAACUGACAACACUUCUUGUUAUAGUAUUUAUUACUAUAAUAAACCUUUGGGAGUAAUUUUUGAUGAAGGUAUUAUCCACUUUGGAGGACCUGGAGGCAUGUGUGGAAUUUAAUUUUCUUUAUAAUUAAACUUUAUAUGGGAUUUAUGAGUUUAAUAAUAAUCAUCUUUGUUUAAUAUAA